Messenger RNA from Paramecium pentaurelia, 2461 nucleotides. The record is from the annotation of a GenBank genome assembly. NCBI's taxonomy places the organism in Eukaryota, Ciliophora, Oligohymenophorea, Peniculida, Parameciidae.
AUGAAGUGCAUUCAGUGGCAGAUAUACAAUCAUUACAAUUAGAUGAACAAGCUACACAGGUCGUAUUAUUUAAAUAAUGGCCUAUUUUGCAUUCUGAACAAUUAUUGGAGGAAGUUUCACAUAACAAGCAAGAUGAAUCGCAAUUUUCACAUUGUGAACCAUUAAGAUAAUAUCCAUUUUUGCAAGAUUAACAAUUUGUGUUUCCUGCAUUUUAACAAUUUUAACAUGGGUAUUCGCAAAGCAGGCAACUAGUAUCCUACAAAUAAUAUCCAAGGAUGCAUGAUUAACAGGUAUUUAUUGUAGAACAAUAUAAGCAUGGUUCUGAACAAUGAGUACAUGUGGAGCCAUUCAAAUAAUAUGAAGGUUAACAAGAUUGACAAUUAGUGGGGACACCAACACAUAAUGUACAAGAUGUAUCACAGGGUUUGCAUAUUUUAUCAGCACUAUCGAAGUAUUAUUUUUCUGGACAAGUACAAUUUGAACAAACUAUUAUUUUAUAAAAAUUUAUAAAUUACUUGCACAUUUGUUUUCUUCAUUAACCACAUAUCCAUCAUCACAACUUAAACAGGCUCCAGUUGUAUUAGCGCAAGUGAUGCAAUGUUGGUCGCACUAAGUACAAGUAAAUCCAUUCAAGUAGUAUCCGAUAUUACAUGAAGUACAUUUUGUAGCCAAAUCCACACAAGUUUUACAGUCAGUCGAGCAUACCUCACAGUCAUCACCAAAGUAUCCAGAAGCACAAGCAUGGCAUGUUAAAGUAUUGUUUAAGUAAUCACAUGUUGAUUCGCAUUUUGGAGGGCAACCUAAGAAUAAAACAAAUAAAUUACGUAGGCAUUUUGUUAUGUCAAGAUAAUAUUGAUCUUUGCAACUCGAGCAUUAAGUAACCUCUGGACCGUUGCAAAUAGCACAUUCUGAAGAACAUGAUAAGCACUUGGAUCCUUCAUAGAAAUACCCAUCAAAACAGGUUAAACAUAUCAAGCUAUUUUAGCAAUUUUUGCAAGGUGACUCACAAGCCUUACAAAUUUAUAAAUCCAAGUAGUAACCAUCUUUACACAUUGAGCAUUAAGUAUUUCCAGGUCCCGAACAUUCUGUGCAAGGAGAUUCGCAAGGAGUACAACUUUUAUUUGAAUCAUUGUGAUAAUAUUGAGCAACACAAUUUAUGCAAGCUGUCUCUGAUUCACAAUUAUCACAUGGUGAUAUGCAGUGAGAGCAGGAAUUAUUAAUCAAGUAGUAUUUUGGUUAACAAGAUAAACAAUGAGUUGCUUCAUUUUCACAAUUUGCACAAGGACUGUCGCAUGUAGCACAAACAGUGCCUUAUAAGAAGAAUCCAGGAGAACAUUAUUUGCAAAUACCAUCCAAAUAAUAAUUUUAUUGGCAAGAUGUACAUUCAGUAGCACUCGAGCAUUUUGUGCAUCCAUUUGGACAACUUAAACAAGAGCUUCCGCCAUCUGAGUAAUAACCAUCUGCACAAGAUUGGCAUUGAGUUUGAGAAGUGCAUGUUUUACAUUUAUUGUCACAUUUGAUACAAUUUUGGCUAUCAAACCAAUAUCCGGUGUUACAAGUAAUACAUUAAUUCUAAUUGGUGCACUCAGCACAUGGAGUAACACAGGGUAAGCAUUCAUUUCCUUCUAGGUAUUUUCCUUGAAGACAGGAUGUACAAUAUGCAGCACUAUUCAAACAUGACUUACAAUUUGUUGAGCAAUUAUAACAAUGUCCAGAUGAAUAGUAUUGAGUGAUUGUACAAGCUAUGCAAUGUCCAUUUUCUACUUGAUAAUUAUCAUCGCAUGAAGUGCAUUCAGUGGCAGAUAUACAAUCAUUACAAUUAGAUGAACAAGCUACACAGGUCGUAUUAUUUAAAUAAUGGCCUAUUUUGCAUUCUGAACAAUUAUUGGAGGAAGUUUCACAUAACAAGCAAGAUGAAUCGCAAUUUUCACAUUGUGAACCAUUAAGAUAAUAUCCAUUUUUGCAAGAUUAACAAUUUGUGUUUCCUGCAUUUUAACAAUUUUAACAUGGGUAUUCGCAAAGCAGGCAACUAGUAUCCUACAAAUAAUAUCCAAGGAUGCAUGAUUAACAACUACAAGUUUAAUCAUAAUCUUAACACAUUUUAUCAACUAAUUUAUUUAAUAUAUAGUCAUUACCACAACAAUUAUUAUUAAUCAAUUAAUAACCAAGUGAACAGAGCUAGCAUUUAUUAAUUCCAUUAUUACAAUCAAUACAUCCUUAUGAGCAAGCUAGAUAAUCAUAACACAUUUUUACAUAAGCAUAGAUUCUCCCCUAAAAUGUAUCCUUCAAUACACUCUAUACAAUAAAUGUUUAAAUCGUCACAUUAACGACAUUUGUUAUUAUUUACACAAGGUACUUAGCACAAACCCUCCUUAAUAGUCUAAAUAAAAAUGAACAUAAAAAUUAGAUUCCUUUUCAUAAAUAUUAAAAUAAUUAAUUGUAUUUAAUCAAUAAUGCAUGA